AUGGCGACCACGAAGUUGGGCCUACUCAGGAACUCCCUCAAGUCGAUCAUCCUCUCGAGCGGCGGGAGCCGGGGUCUCCCCUCCAGGAGCCUCUCCACCACGGUCGCUUCCGGCGAUCAGGACGCUUCUUUCUCCGAUUCCUUUGUUAAUCCUCCGCCAGGUAUUGUCCUCUUCCCAUCGCCCCCGCAUUCUAGGUUUUGGGAGCUUUGAGCGAUGUUGGACGCGUGUUCACAGCUUUUGGAAACCUACAGAACCCUGUUCAAAACGACAUGAACGAAAAUGAUCUCAUCGGACGGUGUUCGGAUGGCUUUAUUUUAUUUGAUCCGUUCGAAAAAUGGCCAGAUUGAAGUGGGACACCGUCGAGCUGACGAAUGUGAGGGUCAUGGGUGAUUUUUGUACUGUUUUCAUCGGCUGAAAAGAAUUUUCGCAGCAAGACAGUGCUCUUCUUAGAGCUGUCCUCUCCCCUGCGCUUACCUGAUUCAUGGAGUGCCUAAAGUACUGGGAGCAUACGGGGGUAGCAGUGAUAUCUGAUUCUUGUGGUAACCUACUGGCUGAAGACUAAUCUGAACUGUCCGCUACGAAAGACGAAUUAUCAGCAGCCCAUCGAAAGAGCAAGAACGCUUUUGCUGGAUGCCUUGAUGACUUGGCUGAGGCGACAGAAACCAACAACAGAGGAGAAGUUAGCAUCCAAUGCUUUUAUUUGCUUCCAAACAGUAAGAUUUGGAUGAAAAAGUUUGAAGAGGUUAUGUUCCAAAUCUCAAGGUUCAAAGGAUAGUACUAAGAUGUACUGUGCUUCUUAGAUUUUGUUUCCCUUUUCAUAUCAUUCGUACCGAGGUAUUAUCUAAACCUGACAUUUAUGGUUCUUUUUGCUAGGCAUGGUCUUUGGAAGGUUGACUAAUAUCGGGAGGAACACGCUGAAGACUGAUAUCAUCCACUACUUUGAAGGCUGUGACCUGAGCGCAGAGGACAUUAAAGUCGAAUACAACAAGCUUUUCAAUCCAACUGGCAUGUAUGCUCACCUUCUCUCUUUCUCCCUAUUCUCUCCUCAAAGGUAUUUGCAGUGUUGCUGGAUCACUCCCCCGAAUGCACUGGAAGGAAAAUAGUCAUAGAAGAUGAAAACUAGCUGAUAAAAUUCCAUGUCCUCAUAUAUCAAGAAUUCUGUAUGAAUUGUGGUGCCUUGCAUCUUCAGAUUGGUCACCCGUUGACCGAAAUUUCCUUUUUUAUUGCAGUAUUUUUUUAAUAAAAUCCUAGUGUUCUUAGUGUGCAGUUGAACUGUGAAGUGCAGAGAGAUCAUUGGCGUGGUUUUCUUCUGCUUCCAGCAUUCUAGUUUCCAGUUAAAAAUCGUUAAUCUGCUCGUGAAGCGACAUUUUUUUUUUCCUUGUGCAUUUAAUCGGUCAAUGUCACACAUGUUCGAACAGUACAGAUACAUUUACGGUAAGUAUUUUAGUUCAAAGCAGCUGAGAAAUCAUAAAUACCUACGUCAACUACUAUCUGACUCUGAUAAUGACCACAUCUGGGCAUUCCAAGAACCGUUUUAUGUCCUAUAUUAUUUAUUUAAAUCUGCAAGUCCUUGGCUGGGAUUUUGAUGUGGAGUAGAGAUUAAUGGCUGCCUUCAGCUAAGAAGAAUGUCUGACUUCUUCUAUCUUUUCACCCUUCGGAUAUUAUCCGCUCUCAUUGUACCAAUGAAGCCGUCAUCUUUUCCCCCAUAAAUUUUAUAUCCUUCAGAAAUUUUAUCAGCAUGUUUCUUUUUGGAAAAAAUCAAAUAUAAUGAACAAUUCAGUGGUGAAACCGUGAUGUCAUCAGUAAUUAACACUAUACCCAGCUUUGAUUCUCAUAAAGAACCCAUGAAUUAUAUAUAUCUCUAUGUACCUCUCUAUGGAUAUAUAUAAGUUUAUGCCAUUGUAAUUAUUUAUUUAUUCCCAGCAUAUUUUUUUUCCUUAGAAAUCAUCAUUAUGCCGAUAAAUCUUCUUUGAUACCCUCAAUUAUAAAUUAUUUAUCUUUAAAUAUACCUAGUUAUGUGUAUUUUUUCUUCAAUCUGCUCGUUAUGAUAACUGUUCUUGGGUCUGCUUCUGUUUUGGGAUCAGGCUGGUGCAAUUCCCUUCUCGCUCUUCCUUUGAUACCGCGCUCAGGCUGAUCAUGAGGAAGGGUCGCCUGUACAAUCUAACGAAGGUGAGAUCAUCUCCACGUGGAAUUAACUGUAAUUUGUAUUUAUUUUUUAUAGCUAAUAUCUCUGUGUUCAUUCUGAUCAGAUCGACCGCGGCCUGUGGGACCUUCAGACUUCCUACAGCGGGAAAACUGUGAGCAUCCACUUUGUGUUCCUUGGGAUAAUAUGAAUUCUUUUCAUGGUGAUUUUAAAAUAUUAUCUUAAUUAUAAUUAUUAUAAUUAUAAUCCGGCGGUUGGUAUUUAAAAUCCUCAGGUUCUGCUGAAAGCCCAGCGGAAUGCGAUUCAAGAGGACGUGGAGAGGAUAUUCCGCGGCUGCAACUACGACGGCUCCUCCACGGAGAUCUUCCUCAGGUCAACGCCGCUGACUCUACCUCCCUCUGACCCGUGUGGCGUCGCGCUUGCGGCUAGUUGACCGGGUGGUGGCCUUUGGGAGUGCCGCAGGCCCGGCCCGGUGGAGCCCGUCAAGCUGGCGCUCGUCCGCUUCCCCACGCGAGAGGAGGCGAUGACGGCGGUCCGCCUGCGCAACCGGAGCUUCUGCCUGAACACGCCCGUGGUGAUGCACGUCCUCCAGUGA
This is a messenger RNA of Spirodela intermedia, 2738 nucleotides long. Lineage: Eukaryota; Viridiplantae; Streptophyta; Magnoliopsida; Alismatales; Araceae. The record is from the annotation of a GenBank genome assembly.